UUCUGCCACCUCCGUACAAAAAAAUGCCCGGGAGACCAAAGAAAAACAGGAGGAAGGAUCCUGAUGAGGAGCCUAAAAAGGAUCCACGCUUUGCUAGAAAAGGAGUGGCAAUGACAUGUCGUCAUUGCCUUACGGAAGGACACAACAAACGUGGCUGUCCAGACAAGAACAAAGCUCCUGCUGCUAGGCCUGCAAAGCGUGCAAAGGGUCGACCAAGAGGACCACAAUGGGUUGACAAAUCUGUUAGUAGAGGCACCCCUUCAUCUGCAACGAUGAAGAAACAGAGGAAGGAAGAAUUACUUCAACGUACAAUUGCUGCACAGAGAAAUGCCUCUACUUCUGAGCAACGAGCUGAAAUUCAUACGGUGUUGGAAAAUCAGGUGGUGCAAGCCGAAGGAAUCAGAAUAAACACGCGUUCAGGAUUCGUAUAUUCAAAGCCUGCUACGAAUGACGGAGUGAGGUAUGUUAGCGGAGCUGUGGCGACAGCUGCUGCAGUCAGAGAUCAACGUCCACCAACCUCUACUUGCAUUUCAUCUCAACAAGGAUCAACAACCACGUGUGAUCCCCAACGACCAAGCUCUGUUAUGUAUAAGUCUACCGCGUCACAAGCUGCUACUCCUAGAAUUGGCAAACUGCCACUAAAGAAGGGAAAGAAGAAAGCUUAGGAGCAACUAGGAGCUCCUUUUUUUGGGUAUAGAUAGCAUAGGUGAAGUAAAAACCUUGCAUUUUUUGGGUAUAGAAAGCAUAGGUGAAGUAAAAACCUUGCAUUUUUUGGGUAUAGAUAACAUAGGUGAAGUAACACCCUUGCUUUUUUGGGUAUAGAUAGCAUAGGUGAAGUAAAACCCUUGCUUUUUUGGCUAUCGGUUAAUGUAAAUUUUUUAUGCCGAUGUUAGCGUA
Messenger RNA from Mercurialis annua (annual mercury), 897 nucleotides. RefSeq lists its product as uncharacterized. The coding region runs from base 24 to 665 and encodes 213 amino acids. The transcript has 4 exons. NCBI's taxonomy places the organism in Eukaryota, Viridiplantae, Streptophyta, Magnoliopsida, Malpighiales, Euphorbiaceae. The record is from RefSeq and is a predicted model, not a curated record.